UUACAAAAGCCCUUGAACCACUUUUCAACCCAAAAAAAAAAAAAAAAAAAAUCAACUAGAGCAUUGUCUAUGAAGUACAUGAAAUCCAUUACUAACUUUAACCACUUUUCAGUUCCAAAACCACUCCAACACAUACUCACUCGGAAACAAUCUAUACUUGAUCAGAUAAAGACAUGUUCCAACCUAAAGAACUUGGGAUCUGUGUUUGCCUCUAUGAUCAAAACCAAUGCAAACCAAGAUUGUUUUUUAGUGAACCAAUUUAUUAGCGCCUGCUCCAACUUUUUGCAAAUAGAUUAUGCAACUUUAGCAUUUACCCACGUGGAAAGUCCCAAUGUUUUUGUCUACAAUGCAAUGAUAAGGGGCUUUGUUCAUUGUUUUCACCCAACUCAAGCUUUGGAAUGUUACAUACAUAUGAUGAGAGCUGAAGUUAUGCCAACAAGUUAUACAUUUUCAUCGUUGAUUAAGGCUUGUGCUUCGCUUUCAGCUUUGGGUUUUGGUGAAGCUGUACAUUGUCACAUUUGGAGAAAUGGGUUUGAUUCACAUUUGUUUGUUCAGACUGCUUUGAUUGAUUUCUAUUCGAAUUUUGGCAAAAUUGAUAGAUCAAGAAGGGUGUUUGAUGAAAUGCCUGAGAGAGAUGUUUAUGCAUGGACCACGAUAGUUUCUGGUUAUGUCCGUACUGGGGAUUUGAGUUCUGCGAAGGAAUUGUUUGAGGAGAUGCCUGAGAGGAAUACUGCUACAUGGAACACUAUGAUUGAUGGAUAUGCAAGAAUGGGGAAUUUUGAUUCUGCGGAGUUGUUAUUCAAUCAGAUGUCUGUAAGGGAUAUAAUCUCAUGGACAACCAUGAUCACUUGCUAUUCUCAGCACCAGAAAUUUAGAGAAGCAUUAGCAAUAUUUAACGAAAUGACGAGUAAUGGGAUCCAUCCAGAUGAAGUGACCAUGGCAACUGUUAUAUCAGCUUGUGCCCAUCUUGGAGCUCUUGAUUUAGGAAAGGAAAUUCAUCUUUAUAUAUUGCAGAAUGGAUUUGAUGUUGAUGUUUAUAUUGGGUCUGCGCUUAUUGACAUGUAUGCCAAGUGUGGGAGCUUAGAUAGGUCACUUUCAGUGUUCUUCAAAUUGCGGGAGAAAAACUUGUUUUGUUGGAAUUCAGUUAUAGACGGGCUUGCAGUUCAUGGGUAUGCAGAUGAAGCGCUAAAGAUGUUUAGGGGAAUGGAGAGGGAGAAGAUCAAACCUAAUGGAAUUACUUUUAUUAGCGUUCUAAGUGCCUGCACUCAUGCAGGACUUGUUGAAGAAGGCCGAAGGAUGUUUUUGAGCAUGACAGAUGAUUACUCAAUCCUUCCUGAAGUUGGACACUAUGGAUGUAUGGUUGAUCUAUUGAGCAAAGCAGGCUUGCUUAAAGAUGCACGAGAGUUGAUAAGAAGCAUGAAAGUUGAACCAAACAACAUUAUAUGGGGGGCCUUGUUAGGUGGGUGCAAGCUCCACAGAAACUUGGAGAUUGCUCAAGUUGCUGUUAAGGAACUGAUGGCUUUGGAGCCAAACAACAGUGGCCAUUACAAUCUUCUGGUUAACAUGUAUGCUGAAGUGAAUAGAUGGGGUGAGGUUGGAAAAAUCCGGGCAGCCAUGAAGAAUAUAGGAGUGGAAAAGAAAUGUCCUGGAUCCAGUUGGAUUGAAAUGGAAAGGAAGAUUCAUCAGUUUGCAGCAUCUGAUAAAUCUCACCCAGCUUCUAGUGAAAUUUACCUAUUGCUGGCUGAAUUAGGUGGGCAACUGAAGCUAGCUGGCUAUGUACCUGAACUAAUUUGGGGGGAUUUAGCGUGAGCUGCCUACACCUUUGGGGGCAUAUGUAACAUAUUAUUCUUUGGGGUUCUUUACAUGGUCAUCCCCGCUCAAUUUGUUGGUAAGAAUUGACCAUAAUCAUUGGAAAAUUUAAAAAGAAGCUGAAUGGUUUCUUCACCAACAUAUAAAUAAAAGCAAAGAGAAAAAGAUUAAAUUACCAACCAGGAAAUUUUCUAGAAUGUUAGUAUGGGUGCGAUAUUGCAACAUGAGAAAAUUUUGAAAAUUCAUAGCAUGACACGGCAGAUAGGACGCUGUUACAACACGAAUACGACACUGGUACGACAUCCCAAAUAAAGUGUCCGUGCUUCCUAUUAGAAUGUUAAUUGUAGGCAACCAAGGCUACUUUGUAACAAGUGAGGUAUUGGAAAACAAUACGGGGUGAUAAUGCUAACAGAAAUGCAAAAUUAUACUAAAAAAUUCCUGAAGGGACAGGGAACUUGUCAGAGUUAUGUGUAUGGUAUUCUUAAUCGAUUUCAGUGGCAACGGUCGAAAGCAGAUAAAGCAGAAGCAGAUUUACUAAAAGAAGCUACGGAUGCAUCUCAAGUUUCUUUGAGGUCUAAAGUUGAGAAGAUGGAAGAUGAUUCUACGCUCAGCAAAUACAGUUCUGAUGAGGAAGAUUUCACUGAUGGAAAGUGGAAGUUAGAGCUUGCUUGGCUCACAAAAGCCCUUGAACCAGCUCUGCAA
Molecule: messenger RNA, 2511 nt
Organism: Quercus lobata
Lineage: Eukaryota; Viridiplantae; Streptophyta; Magnoliopsida; Fagales; Fagaceae
Product: basic helix loop helix DNA-binding superfamily protein
Exons: 2
Coding region: 70-1809 (579 amino acids)
Biological process (GO): RNA modification
Molecular function (GO): protein binding; RNA binding
Source: RefSeq, a predicted model, not a curated record